AAAAUGGAGGACAGACGACGUGUGGAGAAUUUUGACAUGGAGAGAACGAUUCAUUUCCUGAAACAGGAACUUUCCAAACAAGAUCCUAUGGUUCUGGGCGUUGGAGUAGCUGUGGCUGUUGUAAUUCUUACUAUUGUAUUUCUUUUUAUACUUGCAAGAAGGAAAAACAAAAGGAACUCUGUUCUUCUCGUUGGACUGUGUGAUGCAGGAAAGACUUUACUAUUCAGCCGAUUGGUCCACAAUAAAUACAUCAACAGCUAUACAUCAAUCAAGGAAAACUCUGGCAUCUAUCAGUUGACUGGAAGAAAGAAGGGCGCCCUCGUGGUCAUUGAUGUGCCAGGAAAUGAUCGCCAACGUAUGCAAUUUUGGGACCGCUUUAAAAACCAAGCCAGGGGCAUUAUUUUUGUGGUAGACAGCGCAUCCUUCCAGAGUGAGCUAAAAGAAGUAGCUGAAUUCGUGUACACCUUACUCUCUGAUCACAUCAUCAGCCAACACAAGCUUUCUGUGCUCAUCGCUUGUAACAAACAGGACAUGGCUGUGGCAAAGUCCAGCAAGAUCAUCCAAGAAAGACUAGAAAAAGAAAUGAACACCUUGCGAGUAAGCAGAGCAGCCACUCUGGGCAGCACUGAUGGGUCCAGUGGCGGGGAGGUUUUCCUCGGAGCUAGAGGGAAAGAGUUUAAGUUCAGCCAAUUGUCCCCAGUCACUGUGGAGUUUGCAGAGUGCAGUGCAAAGGGAACCAGUGAUGAAGACGGACAAGGAGAGCUCAACAUUGUGGAAGAGUGGAUGAACAGGAUUGCGUGAGUUCAGGCACAAAAAUGUGUGGAUAAUCGGCAAAUGAAUAUUCGAUAGUUACUUAUGAAUAUUUAAUACAUACUGUGAAUUGUCAACACAAACUCAUGAAUAUUCAAUAGGUACUGUGUAUUAUUGUCAAAACAAGUUCAUGAAUAUUCAACAGAGCUGUGAUUAUUCAAAACUUUUUAAAGUUAAACACAUACUGUGAAUGGUCAACACAACCUCAUGAAUAUUCAACAAACCUGUGACUAUUCAAUACUUUAUUAUGAAUAUUCAUCACAUACUGUGAAUUUUCUACACAAACUCAUGAAAUUAAACAGAACUGUGAAUAUUCAAUACUUAAAUAAUUCGAAGUGAACAGUUUUGAAUACUGAAAGAAGCCCAAAGUGUUACUGUUAUUUGAGCCUUAUUGUACUUUAAUUCGAUAGUGUAAAGAAAAACUCAAUUUUAAAAGACAUUGAGUUUCUGUGCACUUGCUUUUAAAAACACUAUACAGUUCGUUAAAAGACUUUCGUUUGCUCCUUAUUUCUGUUUAAACACAAGCAUUAAUAAUCGAGCAUUUUGUAUGAAAUCAAUCUGCAUGUUUUAUCUUCAAACACUUAAAAAUUAAUUUGUCAGAUUGACUAAGUCUACUGCAAAACAUUAGUUUCAUUAUAUUGGGGGUAAGAUACAAAUUUGUUAUGCUGUAUUGACAACUCAUGUUUUUAAAUAAUAAAACGAAACAAAAACAAUCGACUGGUAAAAAAAGUAAGCUUAGUACGUGU
This is a messenger RNA of Asterias rubens (European starfish), 1556 nucleotides long. RefSeq names its product signal recognition particle receptor subunit beta-like. The record is from RefSeq and is a predicted model, not a curated record. Lineage: Eukaryota; Metazoa; Echinodermata; Asteroidea; Forcipulatida; Asteriidae. The coding region runs from base 4 to 801 and encodes 265 amino acids. The transcript is spliced from 5 exons.